ACGUGUUGUGUUAACUGUUCGCGCAUCGAUUUCUCAUUAAAAUAACAUACAAAAUUACAAUUUUCUACAAAAGGGACAAGUAAGCCUCUUAAAUGGCUUUAGAGCUUAGUUAUCAGUCUAUUAAAACGGCUAAUAGUGUACGGGAAUCGGAGGAUCUGAGACAGGAGACAAGGAAAAGAAAUCUUCUGGUUCUCAUGCUUUCUCAUUUAUCAGAUAACGGAUACAUUGAAGCUGCAGCUGCCCUUGAAAAAGAGGCAAAUAUAAGUUUAAAUAGAUGGCAGGUAUGCGACAAUGUUGACUUGGACAAUAUAUUGCAAGAAUACGAAUCAUAUUAUUACAUCAAGUUCCAGAAACAUCCAAAAAUCACCAAAAAACUUGCGAGUGCAGAUGUUAAUAAAGCAAGGGCUCAUCGUACUAGGAGAUCAAUUCCUUCUUCCGAUCAUUCCACAUCACUGCCAAGAAUUUCAAACGGGAACCAGAGUGCUCCCAUAGGAGUCCGAAGGAGACCAGGAUCAGGAGGAGAUGGGAAAAAGAAGGCUACUCAACGACAGAACAGUGACUUGUCAAAAUCAAGUACAGAUUCUACCGGUGAAAAUGUCACUGUUAAAGCAGCAGAUCUUGGACUAACAGUGUCUUCUGUUGCUAUCAGAGACGAUAAAAAGAAUGAAAGAAAUCGAAAAGAAAUAGUUGACGUGCGUUCAAUGCUGAAUGAUGCAAUACGUGGAGCAUCUAAUGAUAUUAUGACCAAUCAAAGUGACAGGAUGGUUAAACCUCUUGGUGGUUUUGUUGGUUUUAAUCACGAAAUGCGUGAGCUUGCCACUGUGAUAUCACGUGAUAUUUACCUUCAUGAUCCAAAUGUGAAAUGGAGUGACAUUGUUGGUCUUGAUCACGCAAAAUCUCUUGUCAAAGAAGCAGUUGUGUAUCCUAUAAAGUACCCCCAGUUAUUCACUGGUAUCCUCACACCAUGGAAAGGCAUUUUACUUUAUGGUCCACCAGGGACAGGGAAAACAAUGCUAGCGAAAGCUGUAGCCACCGAAUGCAACACAACUUUUUUCAAUAUAUCUGCUUCUUCAAUAGUCAGCAAAUGGAGGGGGGAUUCAGAAAAACUGGUUCGAGUUUUAUUUGAACUUGCGAGAUUUCACGCUCCAUCGACCAUAUUUCUCGAUGAACUUGAAUCAGUGAUGAGUCAGCGUGGUUCUGGACCUGGAGGUGAACACGAAGGCAGUCGGCGAAUGAAAACUGAACUUCUUGUACAAAUGGAUGGCCUCGCUAGAAGUGAUGAUCUCGUGUUUGUUCUCGCAGCGUCUAACUUGCCUUGGGAAUUGGAUCACGCCAUGUUAAGAAGAUUGGAGAAGAGGAUUAUAGUUGACUUGCCAACUCAUGAAGCAAGAAUGUCCAUGUUUUCAAGAUUUCUGCCACCCUGUAAUAAAGAUGGGGGUCUUGUCAUCAACACCAAGUUAGACUACCCCACACUUGCAGAGAACACUGAAGGCUACUCAGGUUCUGACUUGAAGUUGGUUUGCAAAGAAGCAGCCAUGCGUGUCGUGAGAAAAAUCUUCCACACGUUGGAAAGCCACCAAGAUGGACAGCAGCUUCCUGAUUUCUCACUGGAGACUAUUAUGACUAACGAUGUUCUUGACGUAUUAAAACAUACGAAGCCAUCGUCGGGUAAACUGGGCAACAAAUACGCCGAGUGGAGAGCAAAAUACGAAUCUGUUUGACGCCUUAUUUCUUUUCCUAUGAAAUUUCAUUUGUUUGAUUUUUAUUAAAACUUUUUGAUCACAGUGA
Messenger RNA from Ciona intestinalis (vase tunicate), 1788 nucleotides. The record is from RefSeq and is a predicted model, not a curated record. Lineage: Eukaryota; Metazoa; Chordata; Ascidiacea; Phlebobranchia; Cionidae.